Messenger RNA from Paralichthys olivaceus (Japanese flounder), 1665 nucleotides. RefSeq lists its product as uncharacterized. Gene Ontology annotation, biological process: regulation of transcription by RNA polymerase II; canonical Wnt signaling pathway. Gene Ontology annotation, cellular component: chromatin; beta-catenin-TCF complex; catenin-TCF7L2 complex. Gene Ontology annotation, molecular function: RNA polymerase II cis-regulatory region sequence-specific DNA binding; DNA-binding transcription factor activity, RNA polymerase II-specific. The record is from RefSeq and is a predicted model, not a curated record. Lineage: Eukaryota; Metazoa; Chordata; Actinopteri; Pleuronectiformes; Paralichthyidae.
ACUGCCACAGCAAGGUUCUCAGUACGAUACCCAUCCCCCCACCCGAUGACAUUAGGACACAGAAAAAAAUGUCAUUGCCACGAGACACGAAUUUUGUUCUUUAUGGGCAAGACCGGGAGGAUUGAACGGAAGAAGCCUCUUGGAUGAUGAAUGAAACGUUUCACUUCAUCACAUGAUGUAUCUUCCAACAGGGACUUUGCUUUGACACACACCGUAAGCACUGACUCAGAAUAUAAUUAUCAAACCAGAUGAUGGAUCUUGAAGAAAAAGAAAUGGAACGCUUUCUUCUGGAAAUGGUCCACACGGAGAAUAUACCCCUCAGCGAUGAGAUGCAGAGCAUUUUAAAGGAAAUGCAGACCUCAAUACCUUUUCCAACUGGUGUAGACACCACCAUGGAAGCAGCUCCUGCUCCUCCACCUCCACCUAUUGUCCCAGCUCAGCCAAUGUUAAGCAGCUACUCUCAGACAGUGGAAAAUCUGAAUGCCGUGUACAUGGAAGCAGCUCCUGCUCCUCCACCUCAGUUGAUGGCUGCUCCUGCAGUUUAUAAUCAACGUGCUCCUGCAGUUUAUAAUCAAGGUGCUCCUGCAGUUUAUAAUCAAGGUGCUCCUGCAGUUUAUAAUCAAGGUGCUCCUGCAGUUUACAGUCAAGUUGCUCCUGCAGUUUACGGUCAAGCUGCUCCUGCAUAUUACGGUCAAGGUGCUCCUGCAGUUUAUGGUCAAGGUGCUCCUGCAGUUUACGGUCAUUGUGCUACUGCAGUUUACGGUCAAUGUGCUCCUGCAGUUUACGCUCAAGCUGCUCCUGCAUUUUACGGUCAAGCUGCUCCAGUUUUUCAAUAUGGACAAAAUACCAUGCAGACAAGUGGAUACCUGUACAACCAGCCAUUUGCCCAAAGCCAGGGACAAUACCUGCCACCUCAGCAGCAAGUCUACUUGCCAGGAGCACCAGUGUCAUGUGCUCCUCAACAACAGUUUAUGCAAAUGUUGAUCCCAAACCAGGAUUUUACACUGCCUGUCGGAGUACUGAAUGGAGAGGUGGUGUAUGGAAUGGCAACAGGUCCUUCACAUGCUUCGGCUCCUGCCAACAACAUCACAGCCAAACCACAACAGCCAAAGGUUAAGCAGCCAUACGUUAAGAGGCCACCUAAUGCCUUCAUGCUUUAUCUGAAGGACCAGAGACCAUAUGUUAUGGCUGAAGUAAAAUUACUUACUAAUGACACAAUCAACAGUGCCACAGUCAACUCUAUCCUUGGACAAAGAUGGAAGAAUAUGACGAAGGAGCAACAGGGAAAAUAUUUUCUUGAGGCAGCAAGGGAGAGAGAGAUCCACAAUAUGCAACAUCCAGGGUGGUCACCUGGUCAAAAUUACGGCAAGAAGAAAAAGAGAGUCAGGACAAAGGCUUCCAAAAAUACUGAAGAAUCUGCAUUAGAAGCCACAGAUUUUACAGGAAUAGUGGACAAUCAGUCUGAGCUGCCAAAGCAAAUAGAGUUGAUGGGGCCUCCAAUCUCAAAAGUCCCUGAAGUGACCAUCCCCCACUUUUUCUCUCUUCACUCUCUACUGUCCAACUCUGCCCCUCCCAAACACCAACUCCAUUCCUCUACACGCUCUAAUGAUCCAGAGUGUCCCAUGCAACAGUAGAUGUUGUGCUGUGGCUGAGGGGAAGAGUGGU